This is a messenger RNA of Xyrauchen texanus (razorback sucker), 4478 nucleotides long. Its product is annotated as cAMP-dependent protein kinase catalytic subunit alpha-like. Gene Ontology annotation, cellular component: nucleus; cAMP-dependent protein kinase complex. Lineage: Eukaryota; Metazoa; Chordata; Actinopteri; Cypriniformes; Catostomidae. Bases 175 to 1308 code for a protein of 377 amino acids. The transcript has 10 exons. Gene Ontology annotation, molecular function: protein kinase A regulatory subunit binding; ATP binding; cAMP-dependent protein kinase activity. Gene Ontology annotation, biological process: peptidyl-serine phosphorylation. The record is from RefSeq and is a predicted model, not a curated record.
UGCAGACUACAUCAGCAUCUGCACUCAUAUUCAAAAGCAGCGUGAAAGCUGAAACACCUGGGUUAAAGUGAAAGAAAGGAUCGGGCAAGCGGAGACCUCUUGGGGUGAGGUACAGGGCUAUGAACUGGAUGCUGUGAGGACCAGGAGGAAGGAGGUACAGCCUCGGCAGGGCCGAUGUGUGACCGAAAAAGCUCCAAGAGGCAUGGGGGGAAGCGGGAGUCUCGUUCUUCAGGAGGAGCUGUGGAGGGAGUUGGAGGAGGAGGUGUGGAGGCUCCCACGGUCCUGGUAGUGCACGACGUUAAGGAGUUUCUUGCUAAAGCCAAAGAAGAUUUCCUAAAGAAAUGGGAGAACCCAGCACAGAAUACCGCAUCUUUGGACCACUUUGAAAGGUUGAAGACUCUGGGCACCGGCUCGUUCGGUCGAGUCAUGCUUGUCAAGCACAAAGAAUCAGGCCAGCAUUUUGCCAUGAAGAUCCUUGACAAACAGAAGGUGGUGAAACUGAAACAGAUAGAACAUACACUGAAUGAGAAACGCAUCCUACAGGCUGUCAGCUUCCCGUUCCUGGUGCGAUUGGAGCACUCGUUCAAGGACAAUACUAACCUGUAUAUGGUAAUGGAGUAUGUUCCUGGAGGAGAGAUGUUUUCUCACUUGCGUAGAAUCGGACGGUUCAGUGAGCCUCAUGCCCGAUUCUAUGCCGCCCAGAUAGUUCUGACCUUUGAAUACCUUCAUUCGCUUGAUCUUAUCUAUCGAGAUCUGAAGCCUGAAAACCUGCUUAUAGACCAGCAGGGCUACAUACAGGUAACAGAUUUUGGAUUUGCUAAACGUGUAAAGGGCAGGACCUGGACACUGUGUGGCACGCCUGAGUACCUGGCACCAGAAAUCAUCCUCAGUAAAGGUUAUAAUAAAGCAGUGGACUGGUGGGCUCUGGGAGUGCUCAUCUAUGAGAUGGCUGCCGGUUACCCUCCUUUCUUUGCUGACCAGCCCAUCCAGAUAUACGAGAAGAUUGUGUCUGGGAAGGUCCGCUUCCCCUCCCAUUUUAGCUCUGACCUGAAGGAUCUGCUGAGAAACCUGUUGCAGGUAGAUCUGACCAAACGCUUUGGUAACCUCAAGAACGGCGUCAAUGACAUCAAGGGUCACAAAUGGUUUGCAACCACCGACUGGAUCGCAAUCUACCAGAAGAAGGUGGAGGCUCCCUUCAUCCCAAAGUGCAAAGGCCCCGGGGACACCAGCAACUUUGAUGACUACGAGGAAGAAGAAAUUCGUGUCUCCAUCACAGAGAAAUGUGGAAAGGAGUUUUCUGAAUUCUAGAAGCAGCAGCUGCAGUGGAGGAGGGAUAGGGAUGGAGAGAAUUAGAUGUGGGGCAACAAAGAAAGAGUGAAGCAAAUGUUUUCCAGGGAGAGAUGAUAGACUGGACUGAGCCUGUAUCCGGUAACAACAACACUACCACAAGAGCCCUCACACAUGAAUGGAGGGAGAAGAACCAGAGAGUCCUGAGAGAGCGCCAGCAGUGUUGCCUUUUCAGAUCCUUCAUCACUUGUUACUUGUCCAUUUUCAUGUUUUUCCUCUCGUUUGGUAGCCAGGGUCCACUGGGCAAAGAUUCGGUCGCGUUUCUGUGACUAGCUGGCAUGGGGAUAUGUGAUUUUUCUUUUUUUUUAAUUAUUAUUAUUAUUAUUUUUCCAGAGAUAUAGAGGUUACUUUCUGGUACUGAAUUUUGGCUUCUUCAGAGAAAAUGACCCCUGUAUUUCUCCACCCUUCCACAUACCUCCAGUGCACCUACCCAUCUACAAUACCAAGUCAAACCAACUUGCACAUUUCAAAGAACUAGAACAAAAGAUUUUGAGAUAUAGCCCAUUUCUCAUUUGAAUUUUAAGCAUCACACCACCAUAAUUUGGAAAAUUUUCAUACUUCGCUCGAAGUUCAGGCAAUUAGUUUAAAGAUUGUUGGUUUGGACAGUCACUCAUAGUUCUCUAGAUUCGAUUAGGUUCAAACUGUUUGCUUGACAUGAUAUAUCUAGAUCAAAUUAUUCAUUUCUUGUAGCUGCAAGUUUACCUGUGAGUUUUGCAUUGUAAAUAUCCCUAAAUGGCAUUUCCCUCCCAGCAGUAAACUUGUCAUGAGGAUAUAAAGUGUGUUGGCCUGAAAGAGAUCAUAAAUGAGAUCACAACACUUCUAUCUGUAGCACAUACAAGUAUACUUGAAGCUUAAAAUCAUUUUCCACUUUUUUUCAGAUGGCUUUCAUUUGACAUUUUUCCAGAAAUAAAAUCGGAGGAAGCAUAAGGUGAAUUGUCACAAGCACAAAGGCUUGUUGAUAUACAGCUGGUUUGAAAAAGACAUGCUAUUUUUUUAGAAUAACACUUUUUUGUUUGUUUACAGGGUUCCUGGUGGUCGUUACUUGUUUUGCCGUGUUUAAAUGUGAUUCUAAGAAAUAUCCAAAUAAAAAGUCUAUUUUUGUUUUAUCCCUACUGAUACCAUCACCUGACUAGUUUAGCCAAUGAUCAAAAUGAAGCUGCCUUUAACACGUUUUACUCUAGUUUAUCUCUAAAGUCUACUUGCUGAAUCUGUCAGUUUUCUGCUUCAAAUAAGCUUGUCACGCUAACACCCUGUCUACACCGAGCGCAAGCAGUUUUGCAUCGUAACGCCUUGAGACCGUUUACUCUGUAGGCGUCAACCGAACGUUCUUAACUGUUUGUUUGUCUUGUUGGCUGGAGUAGCACCAGCGCAUGCAGUGCCAAAUAGAACGGGCAUCCAUUAACAGUCGGCACAACAAGGCGCGAUUCGACGAACGCAGCUAGUGUAGACGGCGUCAAUGAUUUUAAUGGGAGCGAUUUUGCAUUUGCCUGGUGGAGGAAGGAUGUUAAGAAGCUUUGCAUCAAUUCAUAUUUAACUAAAAGAUGUUAAAUUUGUUCAAUUGUAAUUUUGGUGCCACUAUUGGCAACAAACUGAGUGGCAGUCUGAGUGGCCCGAUUGAGAUGGACAAAACAACAUUGGCUCCACCAAUGCCAUGAGAUUGGACAGAACUACAUGUUUUUUGACCAAUUGCAAAUCGCGAGUGUUUGAAACUUUAAAAACGGUCAUUAUUUUUGCAGUUCUAUUUGGUGACGAAAGUGGCUCUGAAAUUAUCCACUUCGAUUAAGAUGCCCAAUAUCGCUCCUAGCUCUGGGUUUCCAGGACUUUUUUGCGAUUAGGUUAUGUGCUUUUUUAUUUAUGAAGACUAGUGUAGCUUAAUUUUACAGAAUGUUCGCAAACAACAGACUGGUGCCAGCUUAUCAUGGGUAUUUCAAACAAUAUCUCAACUUUCAGUAACGGAAGUAAUUUUGGUCACUGAAUGGCUGUUUAUUAAAGAUGAUGCCGUUUAAAAAUUGCAUUUCGAGAUAAAAAUACUGUUCGUGUACAUUUUCCUCUCAGGAAAUGUCAUGUCAUUAAAACCUGCCAGGUCCAUAGCCAAAACAGAUCAGGUUGUCACAGGCUUUGAUCAUUUGGUGUGAUGAAGAAAGUGAAACAACCACAAGACAGAUAUUUCACAAAACUUUAGGUUAUGUGUAGGUUUAUGUCUUUUAAGCCUUCUUUUUUUCCUCCCCAAGCUCCAGAAAUCAGGGACCUUUGCUCACCUGAUUUCUGGAGACAUCACAAGGGCCAUAAAAUAGGUGUAAAACACAAGAAACUGCCCCACCUUUUUGGUUUUGAAUAGCUGGAAAACAAAUCAGUUAGUGUUUAAGGAAGGCUUCUGUUCAUUUUCAUUACUCAUCUACAACUCAUCUGCAGUGUUUUGGACACUAUGAGCAAAGGAAGACUAUCCUCAACUGGUGCACUGAGUAAGAUAAUGUACAGGUUGAGCUUUUACCUAAUUUUGAGAACUAAUUUUGAGCUUAGUCGUGGUAUGGAAGGUUUAUAUUCUAAGCAGAAGUUAUUUGAACAGCAUUUGAAAACAAUGUCAAGAUACUGAGAGAUGAGAAAUGCUCAGAUGCACCUUUUUGUCAGAGCAUGGAAAUAUGUGAUGAACUUGGCGGUAUUCGGAUGUGGAAGACACCCCUCUGUCCGCCUGGUUCUCUGGGCCUCGUUCGUCCUCUUUGAGGAUACAUGAGUGUCACUCAUCCUUCAGUCUUCAUAUACAUUGUCAAUUGUCAUUGCAUCAGUCCAUAAUACAGUUUGCCUUUGUACACAUCCAUUUUCCUUCACUCUUCUAUUUGCUUUUUAAAAAGAGAAAAAAUCAUGAAGAAAACAUUUGAUUUACUUUUGCAUAUUUUUUAAGUGUAUUUUCAAUAACAGGAGUCUCGUUCCUCCCGACAUGGUAUGGUGAUGGUGUAGUCUAUUGUACCUUUUCGGGAAACAAUACUGUGUAUUCUCUGCCUUUAACAGUCUUAAUUAUUUUACCUUCUGGAGAAGUUGAUGGAUACCCGUAGGACACAUCGAUUAUGUUAAAAAUAAAUACACAGAAUAAUAUUUUGCAACAUGUAUCAUUCCAAUAAAGUUUUAAUUGUUAA